UCCGGGAAAAGCCCGAGUCAGAAGGAGAGAGUCAGACCUGGCAAACCUCUGGCUAAGCAAAUCCUCGAGCUGCUGCGGGCGGCGCCGGACGGGAUCCUGGACCUCAAUCGAACCAUGCUGACCCUGGAGACCUGCAGCUUUCGAGUGUGGGAAAUCACCUGCGUCCUGCAAGGCAACAACCUCGUCGAGAAGAUGCCGAGGAACAGGAUCAGGUGGAUAGGGCGCGGGCUGAGCUCCAGCUCUUUGAACCAGCAGCACUUUCAGGCAGAGGUGGAGAACCUGAAGGCGACGGAGGAGAAUCUGGACCGCCUCAUCAGAAGCUGCUCCGAGCAGCUCUUUGACCUGACGGACGACGAAGAUAACGCUGCAUAUCCUUUAACAUCAGUGCUGGUUUCUUUAACAUUCCCCUGCACUUUGGCCUACGUGACCCCGGGGGACCUCUGCAGGAUCGAAGCGUUCUGGCAGCAGGAGGUGAUGGUCCUCAAAGCUCCAGAUGGAACCAGUUUAAAGAUUCCUGCUCCCACUGAGGAUUCCAUCCAGUUGCAUUUGAAAGGGAGGAAGGGUCCCAUCCAGGUGCUGACCUGUGACAUCAGGGUUGGAGACUCGAUGGCAGAGGAGAGCGGCCGCUUCUUAACCGUGGAGGAAAGCCGAAGUAAAAGGUCAGCGCCGCACAAAGACUCUGAGGAUUCCUCUCUCCUCGUCUUGCAAAGUGGCAACCCACGGCAACCAGUGGAGCCUCCAUCAAGUAAUGAAGAGGAGUCCAACCAGCCAGAGAGGAGCCAGAGGAGAGAGACUCCUGAGCAGGAUGCUGAGGACCAAACGAUUCAGGGGGAAGAGCGACCUUUCCUGGAGGGAACUUUCAUCACCGUCUUUACAGAAGAACCAUUUGACCCUGAGCUAAAGGAAAGAGAGCCAACAUCCUCACAAGAAGAAAAGGCUCCUUAUGAAGAAGAAGAACCGUCCAACCCUGAGCCUCAGACAGAGGAGAUGGAACUCUGUGGUGGAACAUGUGAGGCGAAGACAGAAGUCAGUGCAGCUCCGUACACGCCACAGGAUGAGGAGUUUCAGGCUCUUUAUAAAGAAGAACCGUCCGACCCCGAGCCUCAGAAAGAGGAGAAGGAACUCUGUGGUGGAACAAGUGAGGUGAAGACAGAUGUCAGCACAGCUCCGUACCAACCACAGGAUGAGAAGUUUCAGGCUCUUUAUAAAGAAGAACCGUCCGACCCUGAGACUCAGAAAGAAGAGAAGGGCGUUGAAUCCACUGAUCAUGGUCCGGACUCUGCACAAAGAGGGGAUGGAGGUAGCUUUGAUGAAGACGACACGCAUGACCCUGCUCCAUGUAGUGACAGAUCCAACUGGGAUGAAGACGCUGAACCUCCUGCCGACGAUACAGCAGCGUCUUCUCCAGAGAGGACAAAUCCAGAGCCACAACCCGUAAACUGCACCGAGCUGGAGGAUGAAGAUUCUACUAACUCUGGAGAACUCGGGAUCGAUGGCGACGCCUUAACUGACUCUGAACCAGGCUCUGAUCAUGAAUCCAUCACAAGCCAAACCCGGAGUCUUGUGACCACAAAUACAACAACAAAGUCUUCUUCUACUGAAGGGGCAACUAUUGAGAUUGUGCUCACCCCCAUGGAAUCGUCCUGCACUCAGAAAAACUACUCCUACGUUUGCAAGACUCCUCAGUCUAAAAUAGCCCAUCACCUCAGAAACCAUGAAAAAAAAGAUCCCGACAUCGCCCAAGCGUUCGCGCUCCCGAAACACUCCAAAGAGAGGAAGCUGUUGUUCAAGAAGUUGAGAAACCGAGGUAACUUUGAACACAACAAAGAAGCCAUGAUCAAUCGGGCCGGACCGGUGAAGAUAAGAAGAAGACCAGAAAGAUCCAACAUCGCUCUGAAUAGCAAAAUGUACGUGCACUGUGCGUAUUGUAAAGCCAUGCUGAUGCGUAAGCUGCUGGGGCGCCACUUGACCAGAUGCCCUUCAAGGACCGGAUCAGAACCGGAGGCGACGGUUCAGCCAGAACCGGAGUCAACAUACUCCCGUCCGAUUUCUCCUGCAGUGUUGAAGAUCCUCGGGAAUAGCAGAGACGAGGUGGCAUCUGUAGCUCGAAAUGACUUCCUCUUGCUGCUGCUGACUCAGUCUCUCUUGGACAAGCAUGGAGGCGAUCCGUCCAAGUUCGAGUACAUCAGACAGAAGGUUCAGGAAAUGAGCCGGCUUCUGUUGAACCUGAGGAGAAAGUAUUCCAUAUCCAGUUUUGAGGACGCCGUAAAGCCGUAAAAUUCCCUCAAAGUCAUCGAAGCCGUCAAAGAAAUAGCCGGUUACAACGAAGAGAAGCAGACGUGUCGCACUCCAAGUCUCGCUUUGAAGCUCGGACUCUCGCUCCGGAAGAUGGGAGCCAUUAUUUUCCGCGGGGCCGGGAACGCACGGAAUGGAAAGACGGUCAAAGAAGCGAAGCAAUUCACAAGACUCUGCGCAAAAGAGCUGACAGGACCCUUCGGCCUCACUGCGCCCCCCGCUACUUCGGGCAAACCGACGUUGAGAAUAAAAACGGCGACCAUACCGUACGCGAAGGAUGUGCAGCUGAUGCACCGGUACCUGGAGAGGAGGUCAGCGGACGCCGCGGAGAAC
Messenger RNA from Labrus mixtus (cuckoo wrasse), 2628 nucleotides. RefSeq lists its product as uncharacterized. The transcript has 14 exons. Gene Ontology annotation, molecular function: protein dimerization activity. Bases 115 to 2277 code for a protein of 720 amino acids. The record is from RefSeq and is a predicted model, not a curated record. Lineage: Eukaryota; Metazoa; Chordata; Actinopteri; Labriformes; Labridae.